AUGCUAGACUUUUACCUCAUUAUCCAUUUUCUUCUUCCAGUGAUACAAUGUCUCAUCGGAGUUUUAGCAAAUGGCAUCAUUGUGAUUGUGAAUGGCAUUGAGUUGAUCAAGCAGAGAAAGAUGGUUCCGUUGGAUCUCCUUCUUUCCUGCCUGGCGAUUUCCAGGAUUUGUCUGCAGUCAUUUAUCUUCUACAUUAAUCUGGUUAUUCUCUCCUUGAUCGACUUCCUUCCACUUGUUAAGAAUUUUGCGGUUUUCAUGUUUGUAAAUGAAACGGGACUUUGGCUGGCCACAUGGCUCGGCGUUUUCUACUGCGCCAAGAUCUCCCCCAUCGCUCACCCACUCUUCUUCUGGUUGAAGAGGAGGAUAUCCAAGUUGGUGCCAUGGCUGAUCAUCGGGUCUCUGCUUUUUGCCUCCAUCCCUUUGGUUUUCUACAGCAAGCAUACGUGGGUUCUUUCCCAAGAAGUCUUGUUGAGACUUUUCUCCCCAAAUGCAACGACUCAAAUCAAAGAAACAUCUGCUUUACAGAUUGUCUUUCUUGCUAGGUUUUCACUGCCGUUCGUUAUCUUCCUCAUUUCUACUCUGCUCCUGGUGUUUUCUCUGGGGAGACAUACCUGGCAGAUGAGAAACACAGCGACCGGCACCAGGGACAGUAGCACAGGUGUCCACGUGAGUGCGCUUCUGUCCAUUCUGUCCUUCUUGGUCCUCUAUCUCUCCCACUACAUGACAGCUGCUUUGCUCUCUUCUCACAUUUUUGAGCUCAGAAGCUUCACGUUUCUGUUCUGUAUCUUGGUGUUCGGGUCCUACCCUUCGGGACACUCUAUUAUCUUAAUUUCGGGAAAUCCUAAACUGAAACAAAAUGCAAAGAAGUUCCUCCUCCAUGGGCAGUGCUGCCAGUGAGAGAGAACUUUGGUCCAUUCGAAGAACUGGCAGUUCCAUGAGCUGACGAUGCCUGCCAUACCUUCUUGAGUCAAACAAAGCAGUCUGCUCACAAUUACACAAAGCUUGGACUGCUUGUCUAACCUGACGCAUUUUUAUGGAUUUGCCCCUUUUUCAAAGGGUUAUAUUG
This is a messenger RNA of Herpailurus yagouaroundi (jaguarundi), 1066 nucleotides long. It is a transcript of the gene TAS2R1, whose product is annotated as taste 2 receptor member 1. Gene Ontology annotation, biological process: G protein-coupled receptor signaling pathway; sensory perception of taste; detection of chemical stimulus involved in sensory perception of bitter taste. Gene Ontology annotation, molecular function: bitter taste receptor activity; G protein-coupled receptor activity. Bases 1 to 897 code for a protein of 298 amino acids. The record is from RefSeq and is a predicted model, not a curated record. Gene Ontology annotation, cellular component: membrane. The transcript has a single exon. NCBI's taxonomy places the organism in Eukaryota, Metazoa, Chordata, Mammalia, Carnivora, Felidae.